UUCACCGUGUCGCCGAAACUGCCAGGGUUUAAAAGAUUCAUCUGUAAACCCAGGAGAUCCAUCCACUACUCUGUACCAAGAUUUUAUAGUUGAUACAGAUGCAAUUCGCCGGCACCCAGACUCUGUUGAAGACAUGAAAAAUGCAGUUUGGGCUACUUAUUACCACAAUAGUUCCACAGACCAAGAUCCACAGCAUAUGUAUUGCCCACCUGGUGCGGAGAGUUGGUGUGCGUGGCAAAAAGCUGCAUCUGAGGAUACCUUAGAGGAGUUUCAGCAUGAUAAUGUUCCUCUGUGUGAUAAAGUUUUAGAAAUUAUAAAACCAAUUUAUGACAGUUUAUCAUCAGAGGAAUUAUUAACUCGAUGUUUAGGUUCUGAAACUCAAAACAAUAAUGAGUCUCUAAACUCGUUGAUUUGGACUUUCGCGCCGAAACAUAUUCAUUCUGGACCUAAGAUAAUUGAAAUAGCAACAUUUCUCGCUGUUUGCAUUUUUAAUGAAGGUUUUAUUCCAAUUUUAAAAAUGAUGACCCUUAUGGGAAUGAAAAUUGGGCCGAAAGCUCAUUCAUUUGCUGUGAGACGAGACAACGCCCGGAUUGAACGCUCCGAAAUACGUACAUCCAACGCUUCAAAGGAGGCCAGAACUGCUCGAUUGGAAGAGAGAAACGCAGAAAAUAGUUUUUUUGAAGUAGAAGAAGGUCUGAUGUAUGAAGCAGGAAUGGCAGAUUGAAUAAAAAUGACUAGGAGGGUUGAAAUCAUGUCAAAACUCAUCUGCCAAUUUUUUGACGCCCCCCACUUCAUCGGCUGCCAGUUUUUUAAAUUUUUGACUUUUUUUUUUUUUUAUAUUUUUUUAUGUACUCU
This is a messenger RNA of Cotesia glomerata, 855 nucleotides long. RefSeq lists its product as uncharacterized. The record is from RefSeq and is a predicted model, not a curated record. Bases 134 to 724 code for a protein of 196 amino acids. The transcript is spliced from 3 exons. NCBI's taxonomy places the organism in Eukaryota, Metazoa, Arthropoda, Insecta, Hymenoptera, Braconidae.